UGUGUGAACGUGUCAGAUCGAAAGGUGGUACACUUUACAGAUUUAUUGUCAUCGAUUUUAAAUGGCGCCGACGAUAGAAAGAUAUGAAGUAAAAAGAGACAUAACCCUACUUGCUUUGAACCGUAACUCACUGUAACAAGUUUACUUUGAAAGUAACAGAGUGUGGAUUACAAAAUGGCGUCUGCUAAGUGUCAUGACGUCAGCAGGUGCUGGGCGAACUGUCCAUGACAGAGAGAUGUCCGCAGUCAUGUAUAACUUAAAAGAGCAAAGAGUCCUAGAGAAAUCUCUCCAGACCCUUGACCUUGAGCAGAGCUAUGCCAUCAGACUUUUGGAAUUAGAUAAUAGAAUAAUAAAGGUGAAAUACAAGAAACUGAAAGAGAAAGUUUCCAAAAUUAAAUCCUAUUUGGAACCAGACGAUAUUAACGAACUGCAAUCUUUAGAAGUUCAAGGUCAAUUAAAACCUUUAUACGGCGACUGUUCCGGAAGUGCUGUUAAAAUUGCCGCAGCAUCCAGAAGACUAAAUCUGGGCAAUAGCAGAGCGCCAUCUCGCAGAAGUGUACGCAGCGCUCUCCCGAGAAUUACAUUCCAUUCAGAUGAGAGUGACCUACGAUGUCAAACUGCUCCUGAAAGGAUUCAAAGAAGCAACUCAGUCACCGGCGUGUUCAUCGAGGCUCCAGUACAGAGGCUCAAACUAGAACGGCCAGCGACGGCUUUUACUCCCCAGAAUUGUAAUGUAGUCAACAGAAGCCCUACACCAAAACCUAGCAGUGGUUCUGAAGUUUUAAGGGGUGAAGACAAUGCUAAUCAUGAGGAAUCAAAAAAGAGAAAUCUGGUUGUUAAAGAAACUGCUUUAAAUUCUGGGAGAUCUUCAAUAUCAAGGUCAUUGUCGGCAUCCCAGCAUCACCAGUUUUCUAGCCACGUGACUAAUGAUGCACGUGCCGGCUUAAGUACAGCGCCUGCGCUGUACAAUAGAUCCAGAAGAUACUCUCAUAUGUCUAAUGAUUCUAUUGAAAGCAACCUAGGUGUAAAUAUUUACCAAGAAAGAAGGCAAGAACUAUUAGAGGAAGAAAAUCAAAGGGCAGCAACUCUAGAGAAGAGAACUAAACAUUUUCUUCAGAACGUCGACACAUUCCUCCAGAAAAACAUUCCACUACUUCCGGGGCAGAUAGAAAACGAAUCAUUAUCUCACAGUACUGAUAUUAAAGCUACUAGCAAAGACCCGUACUCUAGUGACUUGACAACAGUUAAAUAUCACAGACGUCGUGGUAUGGGAGUUGAGUUUGACGAUACGCCAACCUACUUCCCAGAAAGCAACUACAAAGAGAAACUGAUGACUCUGUGGAAAGAUAUGAACAAAUGUAGAUACUUGAGAGUACCAGACGAGAAAAUAGAUUUGUCUGGUAUAAAUACUUUAGUCAAAGACCAAAUGAAGAUGUUUGAGAAGUUAAAACAAGCAGACAGACCGCCACUAAGAGAAGCAUGGGAAAAUAAAAUGUCUUAGAAAUAAAGAAGUAGAAACAAUAAUAGUUCAAGCUGGGUAUCAAAUAGCUUACUUGAAAUUGAAAAAAAUACAAUUUGAUCUUAGCACACAAGAUAAUAAUAUAUUACUAGUUGAACAUAAAACACUGCUGUCAAAUUUGUUGAUGUUGUAUUGUAUAAAUAAUAAACGAUGUUGGAAUAAAAAAA
This is a messenger RNA of Biomphalaria glabrata, 1686 nucleotides long. RefSeq lists its product as uncharacterized. The record is from RefSeq and is a predicted model, not a curated record. The transcript has 4 exons. NCBI's taxonomy places the organism in Eukaryota, Metazoa, Mollusca, Gastropoda, Planorbidae. Bases 194 to 1501 code for a protein of 435 amino acids.